AUGGAAGCAGAUGGUAGGAAACCUAUUCUUGUGGCUUCAACAAAUGAUACCUAUUCUUGUCCUAUAUCAACAUCUCAUUUGCGCGAGAAGGAAUUGAGGGAAAAUGAUGGAGCGCAAGACGGAAUAGAAUGUGUGGAUGAGGGUCUGAAGAAAGGCCAAGAUCACAGGAUCAGAGAUGAAGAUUUGGAAGUUAAUUAUUUUAAAAGUGCACAAUGGACACCCGACGGAACAACCCUCCUGACUUCAUCCGCCGAUAACCAAAUCCGUACAUUCAUCCUCCCGCCCACGCUUCUCGACAAUCCCUCUACUCCACUAUCUCUCAUUCCCUACACAUCACACACCUUUCCUACACCCGUAAACUGCAUCGCUCCCUACCCACACUACACACUCUCAGACCCCAGCACAACCCUCUACCUCAGCUGUCCUAAUUCCCUCCCAAUCCGCCUCUCAAAUAUCCUAUCUCCAACGGCCACCCCCCAAGCUAGCUACAAUCUUAUCUGCCCCACCACCGAAAAAUACCUCACCCCUGCAUCCAUUCUUUGGAGCUCUCCCGGGACCCAUUUCCUAACCGGGACCGAAUGUCUCAUAUCCCACUUCGAUAUAUCUCGUCCCGGCUCUGGUCCCGUCACCAAGCUCCCCACUAUUCCUUCCAAACGCCAUAAAAUCAAAGGGGGCGGCGUAGGAAUGCGCGGUAUUGUAAGUGCAUUGUCGUUGCAAACAUGUACUGAUCCGUCUAAUACAAGUAUUCUCGCCGCUGGCACCUGGACAAGGUGGCUUGGUCUCUAUGAUGCUUCUGGAUUGGGUGGAACUGUUGCUACCUGGGAUAUUUCUGCAGCGGCCGAUAGUGAGGCGAGGAUUGGAGGGCAAGGGGUUAGUGAGGUGGGGUGGAGUAGCUGCGGAAGGUACUUGUGGGUUGCGGAACGGAAGAGCAGAGGUGUGCUUGUAUAUGAUGUGAGGGUUACUGGGAAGUUAAUCUCUUGGCUGGAGGGCAGGGAAGCGGAGACGAAUCAAAGAAUGGGCGUGGGUUCUUUCGAAGGGGAGAAGGGGAUGGAACUUUGGACAGGGGGCACAGAUGGUGUAGUGAGGGUGUGGGAGGGAAUAGGGAGGGAGGAAGGGGGUGUUAAGUGCGAUUGGGAGUGGAAGGCUCAUGACGACCCAAUAGGCUCGACAGUAUUACAUCCAUCUGGAACAGUUAUAGCAACUUGUUCAGGCCAAAGAGCUGAAACGAAUAUUGAUGUUGAUGUUAAUGAUGAUGACACAGCAGAUGAAGAUAGUUCCGGUGAUGAAAGCGCUCCAAAUUCGCUGCAAUUCUCGCCUAGGACACCCAAAGACACAGGCAAAACACCAGAUAAUAGUUUAAAAGUGUGGAGUUUAUAA
Botrytis deweyae is the source of this 1377-nucleotide messenger RNA. RefSeq lists its product as uncharacterized. Gene Ontology annotation, molecular function: protein binding. The coding region runs from base 1 to 1377 and encodes 458 amino acids. The transcript is spliced from 3 exons. NCBI's taxonomy places the organism in Eukaryota, Fungi, Ascomycota, Leotiomycetes, Helotiales, Sclerotiniaceae. The record is from RefSeq and is a predicted model, not a curated record.